AUGCCCACAGUCACAAACGAUACACCAGAGAAGAAGCGAGCCGCAGACCGCCUCUCAUCCCUCAAGAACCACCUCACGAGCACCACCAUGUCCCAACGCCCCUUCAUCACCUGCCACGUCCUCGACACCAUCACCGGCAAGCCCGGAGCGAACAUCUCAGUCAAGCUGAAGCUCGUAUCACCAUUUCACGCUGCCACCGUGCGCUGGACAGCGACGACCAACAGCGACGGACGGGUUCCCGCAUGGACGUCCUCCGUAGAUAUCAACGAGGUCGUCAAGAGCGUAAAAGCGGAGUUGGCAGAUGGAGAGCAGAUGGUGUGGAGUUUGACGUUUGAUACGGAGGCGUAUUUUGGGAGGGGUAAUACUUUCUGGCCGGAAGUCGAGUUGAGGUUUGCGGCGAAGAGGGAGGAGGAGCAUUAUCAUGUGCCGUUGUUGCUGGGGCCUUGGAGUUAUACAACGUACAGGGGGUCGUAG
Messenger RNA from Zasmidium cellare ATCC 36951, 474 nucleotides. RefSeq lists its product as uncharacterized. Gene Ontology annotation, molecular function: hydroxyisourate hydrolase activity. The coding region runs from base 1 to 474 and encodes 157 amino acids. NCBI's taxonomy places the organism in Eukaryota, Fungi, Ascomycota, Dothideomycetes, Mycosphaerellales, Mycosphaerellaceae. The transcript has a single exon. The record is from RefSeq and is a predicted model, not a curated record. Gene Ontology annotation, biological process: purine nucleobase metabolic process.